UUGAUAAGCUGGGUACCUUGUUUCUAGUUCGCUGAAAGUCGAACGGAAGAGGCAAGAAUAAUCGGAGAUUAUCGUUGUACGCUGCUCGUUCUCCUUUCUGUUCGUUCGCCGAGCAGGAAAUUUACUCGACACAUAUCAGUAAUAUCGAUUUUUACGCAAGUUUUUAUACCAACCUGAUCCAACAGCGGGCAAGAUAUAUGCUCCACUUUUUAGUCCAUGUAUGAUCCACUCUGCGAGGGUUUGUGAACGCUUCGCGAUAAAUCUCCGCAUGCAGGCUGCGUGAAAUUCGCGUCACACCAGGGACCAUCAUCCUGCAGGCAGUACCGCGUCAAUUAUUCUUGCGGAUGGAUGCGCGAUAAUCGUGGUACACGGAAGCUGGCCUGUACCUCUCAAUGAGCUACCUCUGAAUCGCGUUGUCAGUCGUCGUUCUAAGGGAUCAAAUCAUCACAGGAAUCGCUACGUUUCUCUAACGAUCACGACCAAUUUCCCGAUACUAUCCCCUAUUGGUGGGAUUAUCUUCGACGAUACGAUUUUUAAUAGACUCGCACGGAGCUUGCGUGUAGUUGCAAAGACCCUACAAAUCAAUGGUGGAACCGGCGUUCGAGCGUUGAAACGGCUGGACGAGUCGCUCGAUCGCGGAAAGCUUUGCUCGAUAUCGUGCACGAAGAAGAGCAAGUACCACGAGCUCAAUCACUGGAUUCGAUCGUACAAAUGUCGUGGAUCUUCUGCGGACAUUAAGGUCCACCACCCUUCAGUUUGGCUGGAGUAGUUAUUGGUCGUGUCCUCGUCCUCGUCGCAGUCAUCGAAUUCCAAUUAUGUCGCAGCACCGGAGAGGCUCUAUACAUACUGGCAGCCCGGUUCCUGGUCAUCCGGCCACGAACACGUCCAUCCCAUCCUCUCACGAGGUACAAACCAGGGGGAUACCUUUGCCUGGAAUGGUACCAUCGCGCUCUAUCCACGGCAAUCCCAUGCACGGGAAUCCGAUCCACGGGUUCGUCAACCCACUUGGCCCAGCCGGUCUCGUUCAUUCUCCGCCUACACACCAGUCGGUCCUGUCCGGAAUUUCUCAUCACUCGCCGGUCGUGCACCAAGGCGUCGAGAAGAUACAGCCUCCCGGCUCUCCGUAUUCCUCGCACGGUUCUCCGCUGAGAACGCCAAUGAGUUCCGGUCACGGAACCCCGCAGGAUUCGCCCCAUGUGGCCAGGCAUCGCAGGGACUCGGAACACUCGUCCGGCGUUGGGUCGAGGCGAGGCUCGUCGGACGUCGUCUCGCCUCUGCCGGAGGGUCCCUCAGGAUCUCCGGACGCUCGAGCUCGUCGACGAUCGGACUACAGUCCCCAUCAGGUUACGAAGCUGAGGGAGCACUGGGACGAGAUGAACUCGAAAAUGAUGCAGAGGAAGACGGAGUUGGACGCGAUGCUUGGCGACAGCCAGCGAUACGAGGCGAAAAGGAACGAGGUGGAGGUCUGGUUGGCGCGAAUGGAAACUCGGCUGGAGAAAAUGCGGGCCGUCGGGCACACUGCCGAUGUUCUCGAGGCGCAGCUCCGGGAACAAAAGUCGUUCCACGCGGAGCUCCACCAGUACAAGCAUCAGAUCGAGCAGUUCAAUCAGCUCACGCAGAAGUUGAUCGCCGUGUAUCAGGAGGACGACACUACUCGCGUGAAAAAGAUGACGGAGACCAUCAAUCAGAGAUACAACAACCUCAACACCAGUAUCAUCAAUCGAGGGAAACUGCUUCAUUCCGCGAUGAACUCCCUCCACAACUUCGACCGGUCCCUGGACAAGUUCUUGGCUUGGUUGAGCGAAGCUGAGUCCUCGAUGGAGGGAUUGGAAGCGGAGGCCGAUCGACUUGGUGGACGACGAGACCAGGGUGCGCUCAGACGACCGCAACAUCAGCUUAAGGAUCAGCGAUUCACGUUGUUAAUUGUAAAGCUUAUAAAAUUAGAAUUGUUGCUACCAUCUUUGUAG
Frieseomelitta varia is the source of this 1967-nucleotide messenger RNA. RefSeq names its product nesprin-2-like. Gene Ontology annotation, molecular function: protein binding. The transcript is spliced from 6 exons. Gene Ontology annotation, biological process: synaptic signaling. Bases 816 to 1967 code for a protein of 383 amino acids. The record is from RefSeq and is a predicted model, not a curated record. Gene Ontology annotation, cellular component: plasma membrane. NCBI's taxonomy places the organism in Eukaryota, Metazoa, Arthropoda, Insecta, Hymenoptera, Apidae.